Messenger RNA from Hyalella azteca, 2148 nucleotides. RefSeq lists its product as uncharacterized. Bases 155 to 1726 code for a protein of 523 amino acids. Lineage: Eukaryota; Metazoa; Arthropoda; Malacostraca; Amphipoda; Hyalellidae. Gene Ontology annotation, molecular function: metal ion binding. The record is from RefSeq and is a predicted model, not a curated record. The transcript is spliced from 6 exons.
AGGACUUUCGCUGUACAUUUUUCGCAGAAUAAAAAUCCCCUGCCACUGAUUUUUUACUUGAUCACUCGGUCCCUUCAGAUGAAAAGUAUUAUUAUUCUCUAAAUGAAAUGAAUAAUAUAUGAAAAAUAUUUAAAAGGAUUGCUAUUAUCUCCGGAUGGAGUGUGGGGUGUGUUUCCACGUGUAUGACGAAGACAGCCGACGACCUCGGUCGCUGGGUUGCGGGCACACCUUCUGCUCAUGCUGCACGGGCGAGAUGAUCAAGCCGGGCAAGGGUCUCUCGUGCCCAACAUGUCGGACAGUGCACGACGUAACUCAGAUUAUUCAGGUGCCUGUGAAUUACAGUCUGAUGGAGAUAUUAAAAUUACUUGAGCUCUCCGAAGACAACUCAGAGCCUCGGCCUAAGGAAGAAACGGAAAAUUUCCCUCCCCCAAGCGCCCCAAGUCCCGAAAAUUUACCGGGUGACCGAUGUGAGACCCAUCAUCAGUCGUGGCAAUACCGAUGUGUGCCUUGCAACCAGUGGAUGUGCAAGGACUGCUUGGUAAUUGAGCACCUAGACAGAGGCUGUCGAGUUAUCUCAUCAAAACAGGCCCUCGAGGAAAUGAUGGAGAGUUCUAAAUCAGAAGUUAAGGACCGGUUAAGCUAUUACGAGUCCCGCCUGACCCGCAUGAGACAAUACGAUUCUGAGCUCGAGAUGCAUUUGCAGAAACACGAGAGCCAACUCAGAGGUCUGGUCAUGAUGACAGAAAGACAACACAGAUUUGUCAAACUUAUCCAGGAAGAAAGAGAAAGGGUUGAACGAGCCAUAAGGGAUGGCAGCGAAGCCAAGCGACUUCUGGAGGUUUGUAUUCUGCGAUCGGAAACCAAGUCCCAAGAAGAGUUGACCCACGCCCUCGGCAACACGCAGCUCUGUGACGCCCGCUUGCAGGAUUGGGUGUCAAGCUGCCUCGUCGAGUUUAAUCCGAGCGGCAGGAAGAACAGAUCCAUCAAGCAACUGAUAUCGACGGCAUCAGCGCUACAGCUGAUCAGCGGCUGCAGCGAGGAGCUCGACAAAGAGGCGAGUAAGGGCGUCUACGCCGUCCUCGACACGGCCAAAAACGAACAAGUUCGAGGGUACAAAAGCCCCAAUAACAUCAAGUAUGGACGUCUGUCUCUCUCGUACGGCCACAUCCUCCUGCACGCACUGCAGACCAGCAGCCCGCCAACCAACGCUCUGACUGUGCCGUUCGAACAGGUACGAAGACUGGUGCCGGUAGAUUCACCUGUGGUAUUUCUGAACGUGGCAGUGUCAGGCAAGUACUUGGGUCGUCUGUAUCUUCGCCUGCUGGGGGACACCGAGAGGGCUAGGCAGUUCCUGCAGCUGUGCACCGGGGAGCGAGGGCCCUGCUACAGAUCUACGAGGUUCUUCAGUUUACAGAGGCCUGGGGAGCCAGGGGAAUGUUUACUAGGAGGGGACUACGACAGAGGGGAUGGCACGGGAGGGUUUCCUCUCCUCGAGGGGUUAGGCCCCAGCAGUGAAUAUCGAGCUUCAGUCAGAGAGGGGCUGGUGGCGGGCAGUAAUGGACAGCAUUCGGCGCUCUUUGGCAUUUUCCUCAAGGACUGGUUGGGAGUGAGCGACACCGCAAUUGGACACGUCAUCAAGAACUUAGAACUGCUGCAGUCCGUAGCAGCUACUGGAAAGUUCAGACAGCUGCAAGUUGUCGAUUGUGGCUUGGUCGUGCCUGUGUAGUAAUUAGUGGAGGUCAAAAUAAUUCCUAUAAAUUACAUCAUAAUUCUAGGUAAGCCAAAACAUUACCGAUCUGAUGAAGACUGUACAGCUAUCAGUAAACUUUGAUUUGUAAAUAUCUACAACAUACUCCCGAUAAUCAGCAAUGUAACUGGUAAAAAAUGUUGAAAAUUUUUGUCCAAAAAGGUUUUAGAUAUAUCGACGUCUUUCAGUGUUCCGUUUGCAUUGAACUGUGCAAGUUUGUGUCGUUUCACAAGCUAGUCAUUUCUCUACUCGUACUAUAAAAACUUUCGGUAGACCCUCUGAGUUCUUUUCAGCUGUGGAGUACAGGAACACUCAAUCCAGCGUGAAACGCUUUCUGAAAUUUCUUCAAUACCGAAAGUUGUGGGAUACGUACAUAAAGUUUCAAAACAAUAAAUUCAUGC